AUGCCGACCACAAGCGGUGGCCCCGGCGAGAGAACCCGCAAGCUCUUUGUCGUCGGCGCCAGCGGCGGCGGCGGUUCGGCGAUUCCGGUGUCCGACAGCGGAGGGGUGGACCUGGGGGCCGUGGGGCGCGCCGUGGGGCUGGACCCGUCGGCCGUGACGCUCAACGGCUACUUCAUCAGCCGCGGACCGGACUUCGUCUCGUCCUUCACCUGGGGGUCCCUCGUCUCCUUCUUCACCUCCCGCGGGUUCCCGACCGGCGCUUCGCAGCUCGACCCCGUCGUCGUCCAAGGGAAGCCCACCCUCGCCUCAGGAUUGCAAUUCUCUCCUUUUCCGGAGGAGGGAGAUCACCUUGCUUUUAAGUGGAAAGCUACAUCAGAAGAUGAACAUCCAAUUAACAAGAAGAACAGGGUUGAUGGAUAUCUUAAUGGUGGUGACAGCCUUUGUAUCAAGAGAAGGCUGAAACUGGAAGACGAUUGCUCAACGAAGAAGAGAAAAAUCUGA
Molecule: messenger RNA, 501 nt
Organism: Musa acuminata AAA Group (dessert banana)
Lineage: Eukaryota; Viridiplantae; Streptophyta; Magnoliopsida; Zingiberales; Musaceae
Exons: 2
Coding region: 1-501 (166 amino acids)
Source: RefSeq, a predicted model, not a curated record